AUGGAUGGUGAUGAGACCUCUAGGCGAUCAACUUUGCAAAAACGUGAUUAUGCUGCGAAACUUCGAGGUCAAGAUAUGGUUAGUUUUUUAUUGUUUUUGAUGAUUAAUUAGGAAAAUAAAACAUGCUUCCAGGUCGAUUUUCUCGAGAAGUUCUUGGCCGAAGGUGAUUUCUGGGCUGGAAAAUCUAUUGCUGGAAUAAUAUCAAAAGAAAUGUUAGUGGAACUCGGAAAUUGCUUUCAUAAUUUGUCAAGCACUGCUAGAACCAAGUUCCUCUUAUGUCUCCCUUUUCUUUCUAUCAGUGUACAAAAUGAUGUAAGUGCUUUGAAAUAUUGCCUUUUAAACCAAUUAUUCAAAUUCUUUUCUUUGUAGUGUUGGAAAGAAUUGGAGAUUAUUUUGAAUCAGGCGAAAGGGGAUUCUGACGAAUGGGUGGAAACAAUUUCAAAAUCAUUCACCAAGCUUCCAAAAACUGGAGUUAUUCAAGAAUCUGUCAAUACCGAAGAUUUCACAACUGAUAGCGCAGAAGUGAAUAGUUUAUGUAAGUUUUUUUUUCUGAUUGAAAUGAAAACCACAUUUAUUUAUUAUUUCAGUUGAACAUCAUGUGACUAAUAUUGGCUUGAAAAUUCUCCCAAAAGCAUAUGCCUUUGCUAUGAAAAAAGUUUUGACAAAAACUUUCGGACCUCAAACAAAACCAACGCAACAUUUUGUAUUGAAAAAGCAAGCAAAAUCACUCAAAUAUCAACAUGAAACUGAAAAACGUUAGUUAUCAAGUUUCCUUUUGAAAUAAUUUCCUAACUUGGUUUCAGAAAAUCGUGAACAAGUGACUCAAAAAACUUCCACAUCUACCGCUGUUUCAUCUUCAACUCUUCCAAUCAAAAUGCGAUCAACACAACGGAUUCCAGACACUAAAAGUAAAUUUUUUACUGAUAAAAAGCUAUUGGAAUUCCCAAACAAUCAUUAUUUUUUAGCACCAAUGAAAGGAAUACCAACUCAAAACUCUCUCAAACUCAACUCUGGCUUCACAUAUGAGCCAAAGAAGUUCCGACGAGAUCUUCCGCAAAAGAAAGGUGGAGCAAUGUUGCUAGAUAUAAAUGAACUUCCAUUAUCUUUGAAACAACGUCGACAACAAGAAACUGCUGAUAAUCGAUUGAAGAAAAAAGAGGAGAAAGAAUUGGAGAAAUCGAAAGCAGCACAAAUCAAAAAAGAACGAGAGGUAUCAAAAUAUUCCGAAUUGAAUAAUUAUUUUUUGAAAACAAAAUAUUUUUAGGAGUUGAGAAGAGCAAGUAUGCGUAGAGAAUAUGAAGAACAGUCAGAGCAAUUGAAAAAGAAUCGAAGAUUAUCUGCAAAUUUCUCAUCACCAGAAGCAGCUUGUUCAUCAGAAGGACCCCCUCCAGCCAAAAAACCAAAUCGAAGAUCAGAAGGAGAUGCUUUCUCUUCCCCACCAUCAAUGCCAAUUCAACCACAACAGCGUCAACAAGUUCAAAAUAUGUUGAAAUCUCCACCAGCAGUUCCUGCGCCGGGAAUUGUUAGACCUGUGCCACAACCAGCAUUUAGAAUGAAUGAGCCAGUUCAAGCAAAAGCUGCUCCUGAAUCUCAAGCUUCAACUUCAAAACCUGCGAAAGUUGCAUCACCGAUCAGAAUUCCAUCACCUCAAACAUAUGAGCAAUUUGAAGAGGAAAUAAUUGCUAAAAGAAAAGUGGCAUUGGAAAAACAACAAGCUGCAGCAGCUGCAGUUGCUGCAAGAGCUGCUGCAAAACAAAAACAACAAAAAGAAAUGGAGGAGAAGUUGGCGCUGCAAAAACAACAGCAACAAAUGCAGCAACAGCAAAAGUUGCAACAACAGCAGUUUCAGCAACAGCUUCAACAAAUGGAUACCUCAAGAGAGUUAUCACAUUUUUCAUAUCAACCGCAACAACAAAAUCAGCCGCAGCAGCAACAACAGCAACCUCAACAAGCUUUCCAACAACAGUAUGCUAGUCUUCCACUACAGGCACAAACUAUUGAACUACCACCGCAAGUUGAAGCUCCAGCAGGUUAGAGUUUCAAAUCAAAAACACUAAUUCAUAAUCUAUAUUUUUACAGUAAUUGCUCAGGCGGCCAUGCCUCGAACUCGGCGAAAUUUCCAAUUCAGUGAUGAACAGCGUCGAGCCUGUAUGGAAAGAUAUUCUGAGCUUUUUGGUACAUCAAACGCUUUGGAUGAAGAUGGAAUCGAAUUGAUGGUCUCGUUUCUUUUAGGAGAUACUAGUAAGUUUUCGUUUUCAAAAUCUUUAGAAGUAGUCUUGAUUUUUCAGAUAAUCCUCAUCCUGAGCAAGGACAUUUGGUGACUGUCAGAAUGUCUCAAAAUGAAGAACGAGCAAUACAAGGCGAUAGAGUUGUCAGAAGAAUUGUUGAAACGUUUUUCCAAGUCAGUAAAUCUUCAGAGAAAUCUAAUAAUCAAACUUCACAGUUACAUUUUAUAACUAAUUUCAGAUGGACUAUGGAAAUGGCGAAUGGAGAAGAUUGCGUCGAAGUCGAAUUGAUGACAAUGAUAUUAUUCCAGCAAAUCAAUUUAUGCAGCCAAAUAUGCAACAAGCUCAAGCUCAACAACAGCAGCAAAUGCAAUUGCAGAAUCAGCAACAACCACAGAUUCAACAACAGCAAAUGUUCAAUGAACAACAAAUUCGCAACUUCCAACAGCAGCAAAUGAUAAAUCAACAAUUGCAAAUGCAAAUGCAAGCUCAACAAAGAGCUCAAGUUCGUGUGCAAGUGCAACAAUCACAGGCACAGGCUCAGGCGCAAUCUCAACAAGCACAUGCUCAAAUACAGGCUCAAAAUCAAGUUAGAGCCCAAACGCUUGUACAGACGGAACAAGCGAGAGCAUUUGCGCAAAUGGCUCAUAUCCCAAUUCAUCCUGAUACGCAGGCGCGACUUUUGGCUCAGGCACAGCUUCGACAACAGCAGCAGCAGCAGCAGCAGCAACAACAAGCUUAUCAACAAUAUCAGCAAAAUCAACAGCAAAAUCCACAACAAAAUCCACAGCAAAAUCCACAGCAAGAUCAACCGGGAUCAAGUCAAAAUAGAUUCCCGUGGUGA
Molecule: messenger RNA, 3069 nt
Organism: Caenorhabditis angaria
Lineage: Eukaryota; Metazoa; Nematoda; Chromadorea; Rhabditida; Rhabditidae
Source: the annotation of a GenBank genome assembly